This is a messenger RNA of Dalotia coriaria, 789 nucleotides long. RefSeq lists its product as uncharacterized. The record is from RefSeq and is a predicted model, not a curated record. Bases 1 to 771 code for a protein of 256 amino acids. Gene Ontology annotation, cellular component: membrane. Gene Ontology annotation, molecular function: ligand-gated monoatomic ion channel activity. Lineage: Eukaryota; Metazoa; Arthropoda; Insecta; Coleoptera; Staphylinidae. The transcript is spliced from 3 exons.
AUGGCGGAAAUUCCACAUUCUAUAUUGGAAGUUGCUUUCCUGGCAAUCAGUGCCAUUAGUCAACAAGGACCCGAAAAGGAACCCAUUGGUAUGCAUGGGAAAACAGUGACGUGGUUUCUGUUUCUUGCGUUUAUGUUUCUCUAUGCAGCGUAUUCAGCAAGUAUUUUUGCUUUAUUGCAAGCAACAAGUUCCGAAAUCCAGAGUAUUGAAGAUUUAUUGAAGAGUCCUUUGCAUGUUGGCUUCCAUGACAGCAGUUUCAUGCGACGAAUUAUUCCUAAUAUAAUUGGCGAUGAGAGACUACAAAUUCUCGAAAAAUCAGGCAUUAAUAAGAUGAACAAUUUUGACUUUUCGAAAUUUAUCUCAAGAAAUGACGGAAUAAAAAGAGUACAAACAGAAUUGUUUGCUUUUCAUAUUGAAACACACAUAGGAUACACCUUAAUAGAAGAAACAUUUGAAGAAGUAGAAAAAUGUAACCUAGAAGAAAUCCAAUUUCUACAGUUUCCAACCGAUUUGUACUUUGCAAUCAAAAAGAAAUCGCCGUUAUUUGAAAUGUUUAAAAUUGGUUUCCUGAUUUUAAGAGAACGUGGCAUUCAUCAUCGUGAAUCUACCUUGCUGCACACCCCUAAACCUAGAUGCUGGACAUUAGACCGCAACUUUGACAGUGUUGGAAUCCUCGACUGUUAUUUUGCCCUAACACUAUUUGCAGGCGGUGUAAUAUUAUCACUUAUAAUACUUUUAAUUGAAUUAGUUAUGGCUAAAAUUAAACUGUAAGUUUGGUUAUGUUAUUAA